AUUAGAACUGUUAAGAAGUGUAUUUUAUGUUAUCUGCGCUUUAUUUACCUAAUAAAUGGUAUGAAUUAUUUCACUAAAUUAUUGUUAUGUACACCCAAACAAUUUAAGCAAAAAAGAUAUGAAAGAUUUUUUCAUAAUUUGAAAGUGUAUCAUAAUGAGAAACGUGGUCUUUUCUAUAUAAAAUUGGAUGACAAUUCAAGGGCAGUAUUGCAAUAUAAAUCAGAUGGAAAAAUAUUGGAUAUGCAAGCAAUUAAUGUACCAUAUAAAUAUACAGGACAAGGUAUAGCACGGUUGCUUGCAGAGACAGCUUUUACAUAUGCUAUUGUAAAUUAUUAUUAUUUAUACUUGACUUGUGAUUACUUGCAAAAAUAUUAUCUUGCAAUCAAAAAUUCUGACCUCGAAGAACUCAUUAUUGGACCAAAACAUAUCUUAGAAGGACCUGAUUCAGAAUCUUUAGAUCCAAAUAUCAUUUAUGAACUUCCAGAUCCAGAAGAUUUUGUGAUAUAAUCUUCUUAAUAAACAUUUUUAUUACAAUAA
Messenger RNA from Osmia lignaria (orchard mason bee), 537 nucleotides. RefSeq names its product protein NATD1. The record is from RefSeq and is a predicted model, not a curated record. NCBI's taxonomy places the organism in Eukaryota, Metazoa, Arthropoda, Insecta, Hymenoptera, Megachilidae.